GGUUGAAGAGCGGAAUAUCGACCGGUAAAAGAAUUGCGAAUACGAUAUUGGACCGCUUGCCGUAAAUCCGUGGCCUUAUAACGACCGACAGAACAAUCGCGCACAUGGCGUCAGGCAAGGCGUCGACGGCCAAGGAGCAGGCGGGUCUCCGGUACCCGUCCAACGGCAAGACCAUCUACCACCGGCCGCUGAACCGCAGCAAGACGGCCGAGCUCAGCCAGGCGAGCUUUGCCUACCUGUUUUCCGAAAUGGUCAGCUACGCGCAGAGGAGGGUAACGGGAAUCCAAGAUUUGGAGAAGCGCCUUAACCUCCAAGGCCACCCAAUCGGCCUGAAGCUGCUCGACCUGCUCCUGAUCCGCGAGCCGCCCCGGUCGCAGACGCGGCCCUUGACCAUCAUUGCGCUGCUGCACUUCAUCAAGAUCAACGUGUGGACGCACCUGUUUGGGCGGCAGGCCGACCGGCUCGAAAAGAGCUCGAGCCGCGACACGCCCGACGAGUACAUGAUCAUCGACAACGAGCCCCUCGUCAAUGCCUACAUCAGCGUGCCCCGCGAAAUGAGCCAGCUCAACUGCGCCGCCUUCGUCGCGGGCAUCGUUGAGGGCGUCUGCGACGGCGCUGUGUUUCCUGCCAAAGUCACGGCCCACACCGUCGGUGGUAAGGAGGAGGGCGAGAUGUGGCCUGGCAAGACGGUGUUUUUGGUCAAGUUUGAGCCCGAGGUUUUGGAGAGGGAGGCGUUGAUUGGCAAGGGGUAAAAUCAAGGGGAAACUUUGGGUGGUAUUACGGGAGCUGGGCUGCUGGGUUACUUGUUCAUCUUGGGGUUUUGAGGCGCUUGGGGGGUCGGUUUGUCUUUUUCUGGGAUUGAUUGUGGUUCAUGGGCGAGGAUCAAGUAGAGCAUUGAUAUCCACUGUCACGGUUGCGGAGGGGGUGGCUAGACAAGGUUGAGGGUUGAGCAUGCUUGUCAUAUUGUGAAAUUGUCCGUAACGCCAUCCCUGGGAAUCGCCAUUCUACCUUUCCCGACCGACGCCUAGCAAUGCGAUGUGUAAAAAUACCCGAAAAGGAAAAGAAAACGCUGCCGUCGGAU
This is a messenger RNA of Canariomyces notabilis, 1081 nucleotides long. Its product is annotated as TRAPP I complex. Gene Ontology annotation, biological process: endoplasmic reticulum to Golgi vesicle-mediated transport. Gene Ontology annotation, cellular component: TRAPPI protein complex; TRAPPII protein complex; TRAPPIII protein complex. The transcript is spliced from 2 exons. Bases 105 to 752 code for a protein of 215 amino acids. The record is from RefSeq and is a predicted model, not a curated record. NCBI's taxonomy places the organism in Eukaryota, Fungi, Ascomycota, Sordariomycetes, Sordariales, Chaetomiaceae.